GCCCUCACAGCCUUCAGGUCCAGUGCAGAAGCGACCAUGCUGCUUGUAGCUUUACCUUUCUUAAUGCUCGCCGUCUGCGCACAAACGACUGUUAAAGAUGACAUCCAGCAGUACGUCGACGCGAGUAACGUCUUCGCGUUCAACCUGCUCCAGAGACUUCCUUACAGCGAGAACCACGUCUUUGUUUCGCCACUCAGCAUUUCUGUAGCCAUGGCUAUGGUCUACGACGGCGCUGAAGGAAUCAGCGAGCGUCAACUUCACGAGGUUCUAGGAUACCAGGAGGUAGGCCUCGAAGGCAAAGUAGGCGUAUUAUCCAGCGUGCAGCAAAUCCUUCGCAACGAGAGCGACAGUGUGAUCCUGGAUGCCGUCAACGCAGUACUAGUUCAAAAAGACUACCCUAUUAUAGAGGGAUACAAGACUGAUCUACAAGACGUUUUUCAUGCCAGGAUUGAAGAGGUGGACUUCAUCAACGAUAGUGCUCGCGUUGUCGCGGACGUUAACAGAUGGGUGUCGGAAGAAACAAGCGGGAAGAUAAGCAAGGUCGUUGAUUCCUUUUCGGACGAUGCGGUGAUGUUCAUCAUGAAUGCGGUGUACUUCAAAGGCGACUGGCAAGUUGAGUUUGAUUACUCAAAAACGGCUCGACUCCCUUUUUACAACAAUGGCGAGACUUCGACGCUCGUGGAAACCAUGCUUUCGCACGACAAAUACAGGUACGCUAGCGAUGACCAUCUCCACGUUGACAUCGUUGAACUGCCUUACAAAGGGAAAGACUUCAGCAUGGUGGUCCUUCUUCCACAUGAACGUCACGGUCUCCACCAUCUUGUCAGCAAGUUGACAGCAUCAACUUUUCGCACAGCCCUAACUCGUCUCACCGAAGCGGAAGUAAAGUUGAAGUUCCCCAAGUUCAAGCUGGAGUCAGAGUACAGCCUCGUUAAGCCCCUGAGUCUUCUGGGUGCAUCCUCCAUCUUCGGACCUCACGCUAAUCUGAGUGGCAUAAGCGAACGGAAGGACUUGUACGUGUCCGAUAUUCUCCACAAGGCUGUGGUCGAAGUGAAUGAGCAAGGCAGUGAAGCAUCUGCGUUUACAGGAGUCGUCGGAGAGACAUUUUCUCUUCCGUUUCCCCCUGAGCCACUUGCAAUUGAGCUACACGUUGAUCACCCAUUUCUGUUCUGCAUCCGCCAUGUGGAAAGAAACGUAAUCUUGUUCCUGGGUGCAGUCAAUGAGAUGUAAAACGCAAAAGCUCUUAUCUCCCAUUUUAACUAAGCUGUCUCUAGAGUUGUAUAUGUGGUGUCGGGGAAUGCUGUGUUGUUGCGAGGUCACCUCGGGAAUAUGUUACUUGAACUUACCUCAAGUAAUGCUUGCAUGACGAAAUAUCGCAGAUGCAAUAAAGUUUUGCGGCAUUUAGUAACCGA
Messenger RNA from Ornithodoros turicata, 1412 nucleotides. RefSeq names its product intracellular coagulation inhibitor 1-like. Gene Ontology annotation, molecular function: serine-type endopeptidase inhibitor activity. Lineage: Eukaryota; Metazoa; Arthropoda; Arachnida; Ixodida; Argasidae. The transcript has a single exon. The record is from RefSeq and is a predicted model, not a curated record. The coding region runs from base 37 to 1230 and encodes 397 amino acids.